Messenger RNA from Scheffersomyces stipitis CBS 6054, 891 nucleotides. It is a transcript of the gene PRR2, whose product is annotated as Prr2p. NCBI's taxonomy places the organism in Eukaryota, Fungi, Ascomycota, Pichiomycetes, Serinales, Debaryomycetaceae. The record is from RefSeq and is a predicted model, not a curated record. Gene Ontology annotation, molecular function: ATP binding; protein serine/threonine kinase activity. The annotation marks the transcript as partial. Gene Ontology annotation, biological process: intracellular signal transduction; protein phosphorylation. The transcript has a single exon.
AAGUUUUCGCGAAGUGAUAUCCGAAUCUCAAGAAUUGGCGAGGGCAUCUCGGGCACGGUCGAUUUGUACAAAUCCAAGGUAGUACCGACCUUCAGGUAUGCCGUAAAAACGUACCACUCUAAGGAGAAAUACGAGUCCAAGACUGAAUACGUAGCCCGUGUUCUUACCGAAUACAACAUUCUCCGACAGCUCCACCAUUCAAAUCUCAUAGAGGUUUACAAAUACGAGGUUUCGCUUAGUGGUGAAGUGCGGACGUUCCUUGAAGCUGGAAGCCCCAAUCUCUACGACCUUAUCCGUUCAGUGCCUGCGUCAUCGUUAGACCCCAAGGGUAUGCUAUGCAUAUGGAAACAAAUCUGCGACGGCGUACGAUAUUUGCACGAGGCUAAGGUGUGCCAUCGAGAUCUCAAGUUAAAUAAUUUGGUUGUAGAUAUUCCGAACCGCACUGUCAAGAUUAUUGAUUUUGCAACUGCCCUUGUGGUCAAGGAUAACGAGCCCGCAAUAGGAAUUGUUGGAUCCGACGCCUACAUAGCGCCGGAAACCAUAGAGAAAAUUCGCUACAACGGCAUGGAAGCGGACAUAUGGUCUCUUGGUAUAAUUCUCUACUAUUUAAUGGUGGUGAAAUUCCCCUGGAAAUCGGCCCGACAUUCUGACAAGAAGUAUACAGCAUUUAAAAACAUCCCUGACAGGCCACAGCUGUGGAUUACAGACCAUUUGAUUCCUCCACCCGUUUACACCGACGAGGGGUUGGAAAUGGGAAAGGCUUCCGUCCUCAGGUAUCUUCCUGCCGAAUCAUAUCCUCUUGCCAGCUACAUCUUGAUGGUAAACCCAACCAAAAGAGCCACUAUCAGAGACUUCUGGGAAGAUGAAUGGUUCUCCAGCAUUGAUUAUUGC